This is a messenger RNA of Anopheles cruzii, 1563 nucleotides long. RefSeq lists its product as uncharacterized. NCBI's taxonomy places the organism in Eukaryota, Metazoa, Arthropoda, Insecta, Diptera, Culicidae. Bases 1 to 1563 code for a protein of 520 amino acids. The transcript has 3 exons. The record is from RefSeq and is a predicted model, not a curated record. Gene Ontology annotation, molecular function: long-chain-alcohol O-fatty-acyltransferase activity; diacylglycerol O-acyltransferase activity. Gene Ontology annotation, cellular component: plasma membrane. Gene Ontology annotation, biological process: triglyceride biosynthetic process.
AUGGCGAAUUCAGCAAGUGAAUGGAACAUUGAUUGUUUAGUGAAUGUUUUAUUAAUAGUUGCAUUACUAUUAGUGCUGCCAGUGUUAUUUAUCAUUCUUAUGGUGCUUCAAGUGCAUCGCCAAAUCGUUAUGGCGCUGCUUGCUCUUCGGCAUGGUGCUUCAUUUCGCGGACUGCUAGAAGGAACGGACGUUGUAUGGGCCGUACAAGACCAUAGUUCCAAGGCUAUGACAAACGUACUGCUUCUGUUCGACAUGUCAACGGCAGCAAACCCUAGCAAUGAAAUCAUCCGCAUAUUUCGCGAAAGACUCACCAAUCGACUUCACAGUAAUGUUUACGAAAAGCUGUUUUGGCAUCGGCGUCUACGUUGGGGUUAUUACUUUUGGACCCUACGGAAUGAAAUCUCAUUGCAAAAUUACGUGCGUCAGCUAGAUACUGUUCCGUUCGUUAACACGUUGUCACGAAUGCAGCUUUGUCAACUGAUUGGACCAAUCAGCAGCCGAGAGUGCAAAGAAGGCAUGUCUUGGGAGUUGCUUAUCGGAACGCAGCCUGUUAUCUAUCAGUCGAAUGAAUCGCCGUUAUACCCGGUUGUUUUUAGAUAUCAUCACUCGAUUGCAGACGGAGUAGCUAUCUUUCGAUUAUUUCAUGACGACUUUUUGGACGAUGCAAAGGCUGUGCACGCAUGGGACCCAAAGCACGCCAAUCAGGUGUUCGCUAAGCCGUCCGUGUCCUGGAAUCAGCUGAAGCAGAUAGCUUUUACAGGACCAAAGUUUAUCAUAAACGAGUUAUUUUUCAAACGCGAGCGAAAUCCUUUUUACGGCCAACGCCCUAGUGACAAUAAGCUAACAUGUUGGCUGCGAGAAGAGCCCUAUCGCAAAGGCGCUCCAAAUCUGAUUUGCACAAUCAAAAAAGCGAAACAGUUGAUAGAGGGAAGCAGUUUUACAGACGUAUUUUUGACGGCACUCGCCAUGAGUCUUCGGACGCAUUGCGCUCGCAAAAUGUUGGACAUCCCACCGUCCCUUACCAUCGGAACGAUGCGUCGCUUCGUGAAAGAAUCGAAAGGUGUUCGAUUGUGUAACCGCUCCUCGGCAGUAUUUCAAACAUUGCCCAUAGGGUGUUUGCCGGUUUCUGGAUCGCCGAUGUCCAUCCCCAGCCUAGUGGAACAAAUAAGCUCCGUCGCAGCCCAGAGCGCCAUCGUGCAAUCUUCUACAGACCAAUUGACAACUCACUGGAGCCUUUCGUACCUGCCAAUGCUACUGCCAGUCCCUAUUAUGCGUUUUCUGUUUACGAAAAGCAAAUUCUCUAUAGCUUUCUCCAACAUUCCGGCUUUUCAAACGACGCCCUCUGUCGGCGGCUACGUACUGCAAGAUGCUUGCUUUUGGGUUCCGAACAUCGAGGGUAAUCUUCUUGGGGUGACUGUUUUGACAACGGCUGGCAGGUUACAGAUUGGCAUGAUUGCCGAUCGCAUUAUUAUUUCGAAGGAGGAAGAGCUUGACGCAAUACUUCAUGACGUCAUCAGAGAGUUGGAAAACGUCGCCAAACUAUUCGACCAAACCCGAGAGUAG